Trichoplax adhaerens is the source of this 363-nucleotide messenger RNA. RefSeq lists its product as uncharacterized. Bases 1 to 363 code for a protein of 120 amino acids. Gene Ontology annotation, molecular function: nucleic acid binding; DNA-directed RNA polymerase activity; zinc ion binding. Gene Ontology annotation, cellular component: RNA polymerase I complex. NCBI's taxonomy places the organism in Eukaryota, Metazoa, Placozoa, Uniplacotomia, Trichoplacea, Trichoplacidae. Gene Ontology annotation, biological process: termination of RNA polymerase I transcription; DNA-templated transcription. The transcript is spliced from 3 exons. The record is from RefSeq and is a predicted model, not a curated record.
AUGAGCCAGGCAUUUAUUUGUGAAACCGGAUUUUGCCCUCGCUGUGGUAGUAUUAUGCCCAGCCCAAGCAGCGCUCAAACUAUUAAUUGCAUUGUUUGCAACAACCAAAUCAGCAUUGAUAGCUAUCUUGGUGUAGAAACAAAAUCAACCAUCACUUUUAAUGCGAUACGCUCGAAAGGCGUUCAAAAAAUCAAGGAUGAUACUCAGCAUGCUAAAGGUCCAAUUAUUGAACGCAAAUGCGAAAAAUGUGGCAACAACAGUAUGACAUAUUACACUCAACAAACAAGAUCUGCUGAUGAAGGUCAAACAGUCUUCUAUUCUUGUACCAAGUGUGGAAUUAUUUCAGUAUUAUUUGCAUUGUAA